GCAGUCUUGCGCGUCCGCGUCCGCCGCCUGCCGCCCGGCCGUCGGCCGUGCCGCCGUUUCAAGUUUUCGAAACGGAACGAUGGAGAUCGAGUAGAUUGGAGUAGACGAAGAUGGUUAGAAAAUAAUGAACAGAUCAUUGAUACGAUGAAUAAUCUGGGGAAACCUGCUAUGGAGACAGAGUCAUCGGACAAAGGCAAGUUAAAGAGACGGUCGGUUUCUUCUUCCAACAAUGAUUCUGAGAAGAACAGAAAAAGACGAUAUGUAUGCAGCAAGGAUAAAAGACAGAAAUCGAGACGUAGGAGUAGUUCCAACACUUCUAGUUCUUCUUAUGUUUCAAACUCGGAGAAAAAUAGAUAUAAAGCAAAGAACAGUAGAGAUGAGGAUGUAAAGCACAAAACUAAAAAGUAUGAAAAUAACACAGAACAACAAUUGCAAAGAAGAAGUGGAAGAUAUAGUAACGAUUAUAGAUUCUACAAUCGGAGGCCCGGAGGUAACUUUUUGAAUAAUCAAAGAGAUUAUGGCUAUUCACGACCUUACAGAUAUCACGGUUAUAAUAGAAAUAGAAGAGAUAUACAUAACAAUUACCAUUAUAAUAGAUAUAAUAGCAGAUGCUUCGAAAGAACAUUUAAUCAUAACAGAUCGAGGGUAUCGAGUUAUUAUAGAAAUAGUGGCCACGAUGCGACUAGUCAGCUCUCGCGAGAAAGUAGUUCGAAGGAGCAUGCAAAUCGAUCAAGAUCUAUCUCUAAGAUAGAAAAAUCUGAUUCAAUAAAAGAUAACACAGAUACAGUUGAACCAGUAAAACAGAAAGAGAAGAAAACAGAAAUAACACAACAUAUAACUCAGCCAAGUCGCAAGAAAUUAAAGAGGAAAAGGUUGUCGUCUGCAUCUAGUUCGUCUAGUGUCAGUAGUAGCAGUAGCGACAGUAGCAGCAGCAGUUCCAGCAGCAGCAACAGCACUAGCAGCAGCAGUAGCAGCGAUACUGACAGCAAUAGCAGUAGCAGCAGCAUUGAUAGCUCAGAGGACGAAAAGAAGCAGAAGAAAGCCAAGAAGAAGGCUAAGAAAUUGAAGAAGAAAAUGAAGAAACGGAAGAAGAAAAAACGGAUGAGGAAGAAAUUGAAAAAGAAACUAAAGAAAUCUGCAUCCAAGAAAAAAGGACACGGUAAGAAGAAGUCUAAGGAAAAUAAGCAACAAGUUCAAGAUGGCAAGGAAAAAAUGAAGGAAAUUGUAUCGGAUGUGAUAGAAAGAGCGAAAGCCAUGGCGCCCAUGACAAAAGAGGAAUGGGAAAAAAGACAGACCAUCAUGCGUAGAGUAUAUGACGAAGAAACUGGAAGACACAGAUUAAUCAAAGGUGACGGAGAAGUCUUGGAGGAGAUAGUGAGCCGAGAGCGCCAUAAGGAAAUUAAUAGACAAGCGACCAAAGGAGAUGGCAAAUACUUCCAAACACACUUGAAGAUGAACGCUUUGUGAGAUAUGUAUUUUUGUGCAAACAAAAACAAAAAAAGCAUAAUUAUCCUCUUUACAAUACAUAUAUAUAAAAAAAAUUAGGUGUUACAUAAUAAAUAUCUAUAUAUAAGUUAUGUAUAUAUAUAUAUGUAACUUAUAUCUUUCCUUGUCACAUAUAAAUGUUGCUGUCUGAUAUCAUAACAUGUUUUGUAUUGUAUUGCGAUUUUGAACAUUUAUUUAAGGGCACACUUAAAUUUGUUAUGUAUUAUUACAAUCGUAAUUCAUGCGGGUCACAGGAAAUUAGAUUAAGUUUAAAUUUUUUUUAUGAUAUUCUCUUAUAUUAUACAUAUAAUUCAAUGUAUCGGAAAUAAUAA
Messenger RNA from Temnothorax curvispinosus, 1817 nucleotides. RefSeq names its product ADP-ribosylation factor-like protein 6-interacting protein 4. The record is from RefSeq and is a predicted model, not a curated record. Bases 145 to 1467 code for a protein of 440 amino acids. The transcript has 3 exons. Lineage: Eukaryota; Metazoa; Arthropoda; Insecta; Hymenoptera; Formicidae.